AUGUGUUCAAUUUUACUGAAACCAUUAACAAUGUGGCAGGAUUCUCCUAUUAAAUUAAAACAUAAUAAAUUAAACAGAGCUGAAAUUUUCAUAUGGAUCUUCAUCUCCUGUCGACACUCUUUCUUUAUCAGCUCCAAUCGUUUGUGAAAUUGUAUCUUUCAUAUGAGCUGAAACAGCUUCAUGAUGUCUCAUUUUAUCGAUUGCAUACAGCAAUCUAAUUAA
Messenger RNA from Blepharisma stoltei, 222 nucleotides. The record is from the annotation of a GenBank genome assembly. NCBI's taxonomy places the organism in Eukaryota, Ciliophora, Heterotrichea, Heterotrichida, Blepharismidae.